GGUGGGCCGAGCGUGGGGCGGGCCCGGGGAGGAGGCGAAUCCCGGCCCGAGGGGCCCCUGCGCGGAGCAGCCGGGAAGGCGGCGAAGAUGGACAUCUUUGUUCCUUAUAUGGAAAUCAUCCUUAUGUAUUUAGAAAAAGCAAGGAGCUUUGUGAAUGGACAGUGUGUUGGGAUUGAACCCUGGCAACUGAUUGGCUCAACAUUUGCUUUUACUCUGGUGGUGGUGUGGCUGCAUGGUAUCCUCUUCCAACCAGAGAGUUUAACAUCACGAAGUAAAAAAUGGUUCUUUAAAACUCUAAGAAAACUGCCUUUUGUUGGCGCCAUAAUACAGAAGCAGUUUAACAAGGCCUUGGAUGAUGUAGCGUCUGGUUUGCACUUCCUGGAUGAUGGAAGGGGUUAUAUCAAAGCAUUGCCCGUGCAAGGCAUGAGCCAACCUGUACUACUAGAGAAGAUGAAGGAGUACAGCUCUAUGGGUAAAGUACAUUGGGAGGAUGGGAAAGUCUCUGGGACAGUAUACAGCGGGGAAGAGAAACUCACUCACCUGCUAGUGAAGGUUUAUGAGGAGUUUGCAUGGAGUAAUCCCCUUCAUCCAGAUGUAUUCCCAGGCCUGAGGAAGAUGGAAGCGGAGGUGGUGAGGAUGGCCUGCACGCUCUUCAAUGGGGGACCUAAUUCCUGUGGAGUAAUGACCUCUGGUGGGACUGAGAGCAUUUUGAUGGCCUGUAAAGCCUACAGGGAUCUAGCCUACGAGAGAGGAAUCAAGCACCCAGAAAUACUGGUUCCAUUGAGUGUUCAUGCAGCAUUCGAUAAAGCAGCUCAUUAUUUUGGACUGAAGAUUGUGCACAUACCGUUGACCAAGACCAUGCAAGUGGAUGUUCAGGCAAUGAGAAGGGCUAUUUCAAAGAACACUGCUAUGCUGGCCUGUUCAGCUCCCCAGUUUCCGCAUGGAGUUAUGGACCCAACUGAGGAGGUGGCAAAGCUGGCACUGAAGUAUAGAAUCCCCUUCCAUGUGGAUGCCUGUCUGGGUGGCUUCCUCAUUGCUUUCAUGGAGAAGGCAGGAUUUCCGCUACAGUGUCCAUUUGACUUCCGUGUGGAAGGCGUGACUAGCAUUUCUGCAGAUACCCACAAGUAUGGCUAUGCCCCAAAAGGCUCUUCAGUGAUAUUGUAUAGUGACAAGAAAUACAGGCACUAUCAAUUCUUUGUUGCACCUGACUGGCAAGGGGGCAUCUAUGCCUCCCCCACCAUUGCUGGCUCCAGGCCUGGUGGCAUCAUUGCAGCUUGCUGGGCAACCAUGAUGUACAUGGGAGAAGACGGUUAUGUUGAGGCUACUAAGAAGAUCAUUAGUACUGCACGGUUCAUUGAAUCAGGGUUGCGGAAAAUUGACAACAUCCAAAUCUUUGGGAAACCUGAGGUGUCUGUCAUCUCUAUUGGAUCAGAUGUUUUUGACAUCUAUCGGCUGUCAAAUUUGUUAAGCACUAGAGGAUGGAACUUAAAUGUCCUGCAGUUCCCGUCAAGCAUCCAUCUCUGCAUUACGCAGUUGCACACAAAACCUGGCAUUGCAGAACAAUUCUUGGAGGAUGUCAGAGACUGUGUCUUAGAGAUCAUGAAGGACCCUAAAGCCAAGACCACUGGCAUGGGUGCCAUCUAUGGAAUGGCGCAGUCCAUCCCAGACAGGAACAUGGUAUCAGAGAUUUCUCAUGCAUACUUGGACUGCCUCUAUAGCACAGACAUCCCUUCCAGUGACAAACACAUGAACGGUUCUCCUGGACACUCCUGAAUGUAGUAACUGGUACUUUGCUAGCUCUGAGGUGGUAUUCUGAAUUCCUGGAGGAAGGAGAUCAUACUAAGCUACUGUCUUAGAUCCUGCAAAUACAGGGGGCAGCUUUCUCUACUGAACUUUCCUCCCCUUUCUCUUUGUCUCAUCCCUCUACUUUCUGAAAUCAACUUUUGAGUGAUUUAAACUGUCUUUGUCACUUCUGAAUAGUUGGUUUAGGUUUAUUUUUUCUAUUGUAUCACCUUAGUUAGCUACCAAGACUAGUCCUGGAAGCUUGGGUGGAAUGGCAUUGUUAUGGCAAUUGAAUGUCCAUUCCACAACCCCCUAACUUCUCAGGUAUUCUGUCUUUGUUUGUUCCGUACCAUUUCUUUUCCUGGGAGAAAAGCUGUGGAUCUUUUUAUAGUGAAUGCCUCACUAGGAUUUGGGUUCUCUGUAAUUGUUUGAAACAUAGAGACACUGAGGCAACCUCCCCAGAAGUUGGAGGUAGAAAGUGAAUUGAACACAGGUAUUCAUUGACUCCUCCAACCAUACUGCUAACUACUGUAGGAAACCGUGUUUACCAAAUUGUGUCAUGGGGGAUUAUAUCUUGCUAACUCUGAACAUGAUCGUCUUUCCUUUUAUUGAUUCACCAAUCCUGUCUUUGAAUUCUCUACAUAUGGAGAUCCAGUUAGAUACAGUUGUCAAUUUAUAAAUAGUAAUUUCUUUGGAUGACUUUCUUAAUGUAAGCAACUCUUCCUGAGUCUUGUAUAAAUUGCAAUAGAAGUAGAAAAUUCAUUUUAAACCAAACGGGUAGGAUAGGGAAAAGAGUCUGAAGGUACUCCGCAAGAACCACCCUUUAUACAGUAUCAUUGCUCUCCUGCCUCUUGUUCUAGAACUUUUACAUUACCACCUAUGCUGUUGUAUCUUGCACAACUCUGGAGGAGAGCAAAAUUAUUAUUUUAUUGUAUGUAACUUGAAGGUUUUGCACUAUCCUAAAAUGCUGCAGUGAAAUCAGUUGAGCCUUGCGCUGUGUAAUGACUGGGGAUUUAUGUGCAAACAUAUGGCACCAAAGUUAACUUUUUUUACACCAUCGUUUAAUAUGAAGAGAUGACUUUUGUAAAAGAAAGUAGUGGUUUCUGUCUGCUCUUUGCACUGACUCUCUUUUAAGGCACAUUUUCAACGGGCAUUCACCAGUGUGCCUUGACACUGCUCCAGCUUUUCCUGAGACUUCAGGAAGAGUAUGAUGGAUCAGCUGCUGACCGUGAUGUUGCCAUGGUCAUCUCCUUAUGGUACUAUGUUGAAAAUAAUCCGUAGCAAAUUGGACUCAGGUACAGUACACUCCACCCUCAAUCUAAUAGUCUUAUUGAGCCAGGUGUUUUCAGUGUUAUAAAGGUGUUGAUAUAGUGCUGAGCGUGAGGUGUUAGGGUGGGAUCUAAUUAAUAUUGAAGGUAUGAAGGUCUUGGGUUCUAAGGAGAGGGUCUCUAUCAAGAAUUAGCCCCACCUUCCCUACUUUUUUGUAUUACUUUGUCCUUUAUGCAGACUGCAUUGAGUAGCCUUGUAAAAUGGUUGCAGCCCCCUGAACAAACUAGAAAAGCUUUUGAUGCUAAUUGUUGGUGUGGUUAGCCCUCUAGAGCCUUAUAAUUAGGGUGGAAUGCAUUUUCCAAUACUCAUUCUUUUGAGCCAUUUCUGCAUAUUCUACGCACUUCAAAUGUAAACAACUCUCAAAAGAGGUGGUUGCAUUAUGCAAUGCUUCCUGGA
This is a messenger RNA of Chelonoidis abingdonii (Abingdon island giant tortoise), 3507 nucleotides long. It is a transcript of the gene SGPL1, whose product is annotated as sphingosine-1-phosphate lyase 1. The record is from RefSeq and is a predicted model, not a curated record. Lineage: Eukaryota; Metazoa; Chordata; Testudines; Testudinidae. Gene Ontology annotation, cellular component: endoplasmic reticulum. Gene Ontology annotation, molecular function: pyridoxal phosphate binding; sphinganine-1-phosphate aldolase activity. Gene Ontology annotation, biological process: carboxylic acid metabolic process; sphingolipid catabolic process.